This is a messenger RNA of Ramularia collo-cygni, 1683 nucleotides long. RefSeq lists its product as uncharacterized. The transcript has a single exon. The record is from RefSeq and is a predicted model, not a curated record. NCBI's taxonomy places the organism in Eukaryota, Fungi, Ascomycota, Dothideomycetes, Mycosphaerellales, Mycosphaerellaceae. The coding region runs from base 1 to 1683 and encodes 560 amino acids.
AUGGCGGCGGCAACGAUGAGCGGGGCAUGGAGCUAUGCCGUGCCGCUGGGAGAGGCGGAGGACAAUGCUGGGCCCACCGUACCGCGGCGGGACACGCUGGACAACAGCGGUCGGGGGCGGGAUCACAGCACCGGCGGCAUUGGUAUGAGCAGGAGCGGAGCACCGCCGUCGUUGCAGAAGCGACCGAGUGCCUGGGAUCUUCAAUCCGACAGCGAACAGGCCAGACAGCGCCGCACAUCACUGCGUCAGUCCAACACGCAGGUAAUGCGGAAGCGUUCCAAGCCCGCGCUGCGAGCGAAGCAGGACGAUGCCAAAGCUGCAGUCCCUCGGGUAGACGACUCCAAGUGGAUCCACCGAGACAAACUGGCCCAGAUCGAGAUCAAGGAACUGCAGGAAGCUGGCUUCUAUGUUCGCCCGUCAAGACGCUCGAUGAGCGCUGGCCCUGCACGAGACCGCUCGAGUAGCCGCUCGCGAGGACGGCAGAGCAGCCUCRAGCAACAGUGGCAGAUUGACAACGAUGAGGACUACGCCGCCGCAUAUCCCGCCCACAACGAGYCUCCACGUAAGAUGUCCACCGUGCUCUCAGCCGACGGCGAGAACGGCAUCGACAACGACAAUGACGACGACGAGGAUGACGAUGGACCUCGAGCUCCGGUAUUGCAGCGACCUGAGACCUACGAUCCAUAUCGAGAUUCACGCUUCCAAUCGCUCGAGCAAGCAUCGUCUGAGCCGCACAAACAGCAUGCUGGCCGGCCGAGCACUUCUCGCAUACCAAUAUCGCGGGCGAGUCCAGCACCCGUGUCGCAAGCGAUGGUCGAUCGAGACUCACCUCUACCGCGCAGUAGGGCAGGCAGCCAAACUUGGAACGGCAGCUUCGACGAGAUGCAAUAUGCCCGCAAGACUCGCAAUGGCAGCGUCGGUAGCCAGGCACUGCUAGAGCAAAGCAAGGACACCCAGGGUGUUCCGGAUGAGACCUCGCCGCCCAAGGCUCGGGUGCCCAAGAAGACUACGCCCAACAGUCGGAAGCCGUCCACGGGCAGCGCGCCAGCACCACAGCGUCCAGGCUCUUCUCAUCUGAGACAGCAACAAACCCCCUCGUCGUCGCUGUCCAAGRGGAGUGCAAGCUCAAGCCACAAGUCCCGACCAUCUACCAGCCAGAUGCAUGCUCCCGAAGGGGAAGCACCGUGGAUAGCAAGCAUGUAUAAGCCAGAUCCUCGACUGCCGCCCGAUCAGCAAAUGUUGCCCACACAUGCCAAGCGCAUGAUGCAAGAGCAGUGGGAAAAGGAAGGCCAUACGGGCACCGCCUACGACCGGGAAUUGCGGUUGUUGAACAACGACGAGUUCCAAAAGCCAAAGUCAUCUGCACACCCUGCCGAGGCGGAACCUUUUGCACGAAGUGCGAGCGCAUCUCCCACGAAGCAGUCAAGGCCGUCUCCCCACGGUUCCCAACAUGGCAACUCAUGGGAGGGCAAGGGCGAUGUGUCCCGGCCUCCGACCAGCGGCGGCUACAGGAUUACCCCGACUAUACCAGACACGCCGACCAUGGAGCGCUUUGCUCCAACCUAUCCUUCACAUUCCUCGCCAGCUCCGGCGCCUGAACUCAAUCCUCCGGUUCCGAUCCCCGAUCUCAGCGAAAAGCAAGAAGCAAAGCCCAAAAGAGGCUGCUGCUGUGUGGUCAUGUGA